Echinops telfairi (small Madagascar hedgehog) is the source of this 1861-nucleotide messenger RNA. RefSeq names its product zinc finger and BTB domain-containing protein 21-like. Gene Ontology annotation, cellular component: nucleus. The record is from RefSeq and is a predicted model, not a curated record. Gene Ontology annotation, molecular function: RNA polymerase II cis-regulatory region sequence-specific DNA binding; protein binding; DNA-binding transcription factor activity, RNA polymerase II-specific. The transcript has 2 exons. Gene Ontology annotation, biological process: regulation of transcription by RNA polymerase II; negative regulation of DNA-templated transcription. NCBI's taxonomy places the organism in Eukaryota, Metazoa, Chordata, Mammalia, Afrosoricida, Tenrecidae. The coding region runs from base 1 to 1794 and encodes 597 amino acids.
AUGGAGGGGUUACUGCAUUACAUAAACCCAGCACAUGCCAUUUCUCUCCUGAGUGCCCUCAACGAGGAGCGCCUCAAAGGGCAGCUCUGUGAUGUGCUUCUGAUCGUGGGAGACCAGAAGUUCCGAGCCCAUAAGAAUGUCUUGGCAGCCAGCAGCGAAUACUUCCAGAGUUUAUUCAAUAGUAAGGAGAACGAGGCACAGAGUGUCUUCCAGCUGGACUUUUGUGAGCCAGAUGCUUUUGCCAAUGUCUUGAACUACAUCUAUUCUUCAUCUCUGUUUGUUGAGAAGAGCAGCCUGGCGGCAGUGCAAGAACUCGGCUAUAGUCUGGGGAUUUCCUUCCUGACCAACAUCGUUUCUAAAACGCCUCAAGCCCCCUUCCUGCCGUGUCCAAGUAGGAAAAGAGUUUUCCUGGAGGAGGAUGAAAGCAGCUCCCAAAAGAGAAGCGUCAUCGUCUGUCAGAGUAGAAAUGAAGCACAAGGGAAAGCCGUGAGUCCAAAGCCCCCCGAAGUAAGCCAUAUUUCCCGGCCCUCGCCCAGCAUCGCCAGCAAGACAAGUACCAGUAAGCCGACAGACCCGCUUCACAGUCUGUCGCUAAGUGAAAGGGGUUGGCCCAGAGAUAGUUCGGGGGUGUAUGCUAAGACUCUUGGGCGCUCUGGCUCUUUGGAUGAUCCUAGCAGAAGCAAUGUGGCACAAAGAAAUGCAGUCUUGCCUUCAAAGCCUCCGCCAGACCGAGAAGCUGCAGAGGAUAAACCAGGUGGGAGUGGUCAGCUCCCCAAAGGAAAAGUCAUCGAGCUGGCUUUGAAAAAAACAUGGCCACCUGUUUUGUCCCUGUGUGGCUCAUCGGAGGCUCCUUACCUCUUGAAAGAGAUGAGCCCAGGAGGGGGUCGCGGCGAGGACAGAAGCUUGCUGUACUACUCCAAAAUGGGGCUCGUGGUCCCGUCCAGGGAGCCUGGUUCUGGCAACCAGAGCAUUGACCGAUGUGGCCCUCUCGUCAAGAGUUUCCUCAGAAUGUCGCUGUCAGUUGACAGCCAGGUUCCUAUGUAUUCACCCUCCACAGAUUUGAAGUCUUCCCAGGGGUUAUCUGCCCUGGGUCGUGACGCAACGGGGAAUGUGCUUUGUGCUUUAGUUCAGAAGCCCGCUUUCAAAGAGGGCGUUGUGAAAGCAGCCCUGGAUGGCCGGACUCCAGUCCUAUCGCCACACCGCCUUAGGUCUUUCAGUGCUUCUCAGUCCACCGACAGGGAGGCCGCCUCACCCAUCAUGGAGGUUCGCAUCAAGGCGGAGCCCAGCAGCCCCCUCUCAGACCCUUCCAACAUCAUCAGAGUCACCGUGGGGGAUGCAGCAGCGUCCUCCCUAGCAGCGUCCUCCCUGUCAGCAGUCACAAGAGACUUUUCCCUGAAAACAGAGGACGACCUGAAGGAAAUGAGCAGGCUCCCAGCCAAGAAGAGGUUCCAGGCUGACAGAAGACUGCCGUUCAAGAAGCUAAAGGUAAAUGAGCACGGAUCUCCUGUGUCGGAAGAUAACUGUGGGGAAGGCUCGAGCCCUCCUCUCCUCGAGACAGACCUUCCACAUUCUGACAUGAAUAAAGAUGCAUUUGGUGAGUUGGAGGGAACGAAACCCAACAAAAUGUUCAAAUGCAAACAUUGCCUUAAGAUCUUUAGGUCAACAGCAGGCCUUCACUGCCACGUUAACAUAUACCAUAACCCCGAAAAGCCCUAUGCUUGUGACAUCUGUCACAAGAGAUUUCACACAAACUUUAAAGUGUGGACACACUGUCAGGCAAAACAUGGCAUGUGAUAAACUCAUUCCCACCCUUCGGUCACAUGCUGUUUUAGAUGAAGAAGUCAACCACAUGACCACAGGA